CAAUCAAUAACGUGAUCUGGCCAGAGAAUCACGAAACAGUUAAUAGUUUAUUUUUCAUCAUCGAGUACGGUGGUUGUAUCGUGCUUAGUAAGUGCACCAACAAAAAUAAAUUAAGAUGCCGAAAAAGCUUAAAGUUGUUGUAAAGUCGCUGUACUCACAUGAGAUUAGAAAAGAUGUAAGUUUAGAAAAAUUGAAGUCACUGAAACUUGAGGACGCCUGGCCUUUUAUUAGAGAUGAAAUAGAAGUUGAAAUUGGAAGCAGUCAGCUUGUUUGCAUCCCCCACAUCACAGAGGCAGAACUGUACAAUGUUACAUCUCUUUUUGUACCAAAUGAAAAGGAAAAGAAUGGAAAAAUGUUCACGCCACUUGGUGAACUAAAGAACAAUAUAAAUAGGGAGAAAUCUAAUUCGGAGUACGUAGAGUUACUUGAUCAGGGAAAUUUACAAGAUCCCGAUUUUAAAUUUCCUCACGAAAGUGUCAAGAUAACACUCCAAGAUGAAGCUUUGAAAAAUAAAGUUAGAGUUAUAAUGAUCAAUUUUACAAAGUGCACAAUACCCAAAGGCAAAGACUUUGUUAAUAAUAUCUACCUGGAUGUAGAUAAUAAUAAAGAGUUGAAAGACAUCAAGUCAGUGUACAUGAUAUCGAGCGUCUUGAUGGCUAAGACCAUAGAGUUUCGAGUCAACCGUGGCACUUCUUCAAGGAUUUUCCACCUCGGUAAUGCAUCACCACUCGUAUUUGCUCUGGAUGAAUAUCUAGUUGGCCCCGAUGGGAAGCUUCUUGCAAAGGAACCGGUAACUAUCAAGUCUAAAUACUUGCACUGGCAAAAGCUGGACCCAUCCGAUCAUCUCUACAUCGCUGACAAACAGGAAGCUGCAUGCGUGCAGUAAUCAAAAAUAUUUUUUAUAUAGCGCCUUUAUUGGUACUUAAUUUGCAAACAUAUAUUAUGAAUAGUGAUGUGUUGGAUCGAUAAGUGUAUCUUUAACCUGAAAGAACUAUUCAAGGUCAAAAUCCAUGAACGCGGUUCUCUACUUUGUUCGUGUCUUUAAAACUUUUGUUUUGUCUUGCAUAACCGCAACUUCUUUUUCUUUGACACCAAACUAGCACUCAUGGAGAAUUCCAUUAAGAAAAUUAAAAAAUUUAAAGAAUUGUCUAUGAAUAUCGAUAUCUCAGUGUCAUCUUUAUAUGGGAUAUAUGGCACAGCACUAAAAAGAUAUAAUGAUCUCCAAGCAAGAAUUGAUCCGCAAAAAAAUACAUAAGAAGCACCGAAAACUUCUUUAAAAAUAAGAGAAAGUUCAGAGUGCAAAAUGGAACUUCGUGCGUACAUAGAUGUGUAUUUAAAUAAAAAAAAACACUACCCAAAAAUGCACGUCUCGCACAUCGGUUCCAUGGUGUAAUGGUUAGCACUCUGGACUUUGAAUCCAGCGAUCCGAGUUCAAAUCUCGGUGGAACCUGAAUCUUUUGUUCAUGUUUUUUUUUUUUUGUAUUAUUUUCAUGAAACGGUAUUCUAUUAUUUUUUAUAAUUAUACAAGCAUAAGUUUCUUGCAUUUUUGCAUCAUAAAGUAUAAUCUAAUUUUAUAGAGAUCACAUUAAUUUUAAGGUUUAAUGUAGAAUAGGAAAUGUAGUAUUUGGCCUAGCCAUGACAUCAGCUAACUGUUUAUUUAUAAUUAGAUAUGUACCAUUUAAAUUUUAAAUAUUAUUGGCAUUUUUAUAAACAUAUACAAUUUUUGAUCAUGUACACUAUUUAAUAGCAAACCUUUUUCUUUUUGGCAACAAGCAAACAUUCCAUUCAAAUUCUAACCCAAUCAACCCAUUGUCCUGUGAUUUUAAAUUUUAAUGCUUAUUAUGUGAUUAGAGCGAUCAAGAUGUGAUUGAUGUACUUAAUUUAUAGUGUUUAUUGUAGCUGUAAUUGACAUUUUAAUUUAAAUAAAUUGUAUGACAAAUAA
This is a messenger RNA of Danaus plexippus (monarch butterfly), 1942 nucleotides long. RefSeq lists its product as uncharacterized. The record is from RefSeq and is a predicted model, not a curated record. The coding region runs from base 116 to 886 and encodes 256 amino acids. The transcript is spliced from 4 exons. Lineage: Eukaryota; Metazoa; Arthropoda; Insecta; Lepidoptera; Nymphalidae.